Helianthus annuus (common sunflower) is the source of this 1102-nucleotide messenger RNA. Its product is annotated as NAC domain-containing protein 83. The record is from RefSeq and is a predicted model, not a curated record. NCBI's taxonomy places the organism in Eukaryota, Viridiplantae, Streptophyta, Magnoliopsida, Asterales, Asteraceae. The transcript is spliced from 3 exons. Gene Ontology annotation, molecular function: DNA binding. Bases 65 to 880 code for a protein of 271 amino acids. Gene Ontology annotation, biological process: regulation of DNA-templated transcription.
UGACUUAAAACUUUUUUUUCUUCUUAUUCUUUAAAGCUCUCUAAUAGGGAUUAUUAUAAUUCUGAUGUCAAUCCAUCAAAAUAAGCAUGGAGAAAAGGUUAACAUGGAGGUAUCAAAGCUAAAUUUUAUUAAAGAUGGAGCCAUUAGAUUACCACCCGGGUUCAGGUUCCAACCAACGGAUCAAGAGAUCGUGUUUCAGUAUCUGAUCCGUAAAGUUUUCUCAUGUUCUCUUCCCGCUGCAAUCGUUCCUGAAAUCAUCAACAUUUGCAAGUUGAAUCCUUGGGACUUGCCUGGGGAUUGGGAGCAAGACAGGUACUUUUUCAGCAAGAAUGAAGCUAAGUAUGGCCAUGGAUCAACUAGACCAAGCGGUGACGGGUAUUGGAAAGAAACUGGUUUCGACAAACAGAUCACAAGGUGCUGUAAUAACAAUUUGAUCACUAGAAAGAAAGAGAUCAUUAUGGGGAUGAAGAAAACACUUGUUUUCUACAAAGGCAAGCCUGUGAACCCGGGAUCAACCACGAGGACUUGUUGGAUUAUGCACGAAUAUCGCCUUGUUCAUUCCACUUACUCGCCAAAGAUGAGCUCCAAUGAUAAGAGAACUUGGAUGCAAUUGGGAAACUGGGUUCUAUGUCACAUAUUCUUGAACAAAAGAAGUAGUAAAGCAAGAGUUGCAGAUGAGAAGCUGGUAUCAAGUGGUUUAACUCCACAGACAGAGCUUCUGCAUCAUGAUUUUACAAUGAGAAAUGAUGAUCAGAUGAAUGUCCUACAUGAACCGCCAUCAUCUUCGUCGGUGUCAUCAUCUUCAUCGUCUUGUGGCUCUAGUGACGUGACUCAAGAAAUUUCUUCAAGUAGAAAGUUGUUGCAUCAUGAAGUUAAGUAAUUUUUUUUUGUGCCAAUCACCGUGACACUAGGUACAGUGGUCAAGGUCGACUACUCGACGCCGCCAGCCCCUUGGUUUUUUUUUUUUUUUUUUUUUUUGUAUUCAAAUAUGGUAUUCUGUGCUUCGCAAGAUUAGUAUUGUAAUAAUAUUCGCUUGGAAUAUUUAGGGUAUUAAAUGAAAUGUAUUUUGUUUCUAGUAAAUUAAUUUAAUUUAAUUUCAUGA